UUGAUCUGGGGAGUGGUGUAUUCUCUAUGGAAAUUCUACACCAAAAAGAUUAUACAUUUGGCAAUUUAUUUUAGUUGAGGUUGUGAUAAUUAUUAUAUAAUCGGUGAAAAUGUUAUCCAGAACAUCAUUCCUUGCAGGUAAGCAAGCUCGAUCGGUGUUUUUCGUAUCACGAGCUGUUUCAUCUUCAUGCCCAACUCCUGCAAGUGGAUCUGAUCCUAGUUCAGGCCAAAAAUGGGAAAGACCUGUUCGAGCUGAAGAAAGUGGAAAAGUUCGAUUAGGAUUUAUCCCAGAAGAAUGGUUCCAAGCUUUCUACAAUAAAACUGGUGUAACUGGACCAUAUGUAUUUGGAGGUGCACUCUCAACUUAUUUGAUCAGCAAAGAAAUUUACGUUUUGGAACACGAAUACUACACUGGAUUAUCAAUUCUUUUAAUGAUUAUUAUUGCAUCCAAAAAAUUGGGACCAUCAAUCUCUGCAUACCUUGACAAGGAAGUUGAUGCAAUCGAAAAAGAAUGGAAGGAUUCAAGAGAAUCAACAAUCAACGAUUACAAUAAGGCAAUUGCUGAUGAGAAAAAAGAACAGCAUUUUGCUGAGGGUCAAAAUUUACUCAUUGCAGCCAAACGUGAAAAUGUUGCUUUACAAUUGGAAGCUGCAUUCAGAGAACGAGCAAUGCACGUUUAUCAAGAGGUGAAACGGCGAUUAGACUACCAAGUUGAAACUCAAAAUAUUGAACGCAGAAUUAAUCAAAAGCAUAUGGUUCAAUGGAUUGUAAACAACGUUAUGAAGAGCAUUACACCCGAACAACAAGCAGCUACUUUACAAAGAUGUAUUGAUGAUUUGGGACAACUUGCCGUUACUGCUAAAAAGUAGACGCAUUUAAUCGAAAUCUACUUAUUCAUUUCCAAAUUGCAGAUUAGCAUAAACAUUUAGUAAAAAAAAAUUACUUCAACAUUUUACAGAAAGAUGUUUUAAUAUAAGAAUUCACAAAUUCAAUUAAAAUAAACUGUAAUAUAUGAAU
This is a messenger RNA of Chrysoperla carnea, 1016 nucleotides long. RefSeq names its product ATP synthase subunit b, mitochondrial (gene ATPsynB). The record is from RefSeq and is a predicted model, not a curated record. The transcript has 5 exons. Gene Ontology annotation, molecular function: proton transmembrane transporter activity. Bases 110 to 868 code for a protein of 252 amino acids. NCBI's taxonomy places the organism in Eukaryota, Metazoa, Arthropoda, Insecta, Neuroptera, Chrysopidae. Gene Ontology annotation, biological process: proton motive force-driven ATP synthesis.